Molecule: messenger RNA, 720 nt
Organism: Soboliphyme baturini
Lineage: Eukaryota; Metazoa; Nematoda; Enoplea; Dioctophymatida; Soboliphymatidae
Source: the annotation of a GenBank genome assembly
CAAGAUUCAGUUGCGAAAUCAGCAGAAAUAAGGAACUGUUCGACACCACCAUCUAAAUCACAAGGGAAAGAAACUAGUAGUAACGCAAAUGGCGAUGGAAAGAAAAAUAUGCAAUGUCUCCCUUCGAAACGAAGUUUCAAGUUUGAUAGUUCAAAGUCGGAAACGAUUUUUGGAUUUAAUCACUGCCGCUUGCAAUUCGAAGAAACGGAGGAAUGGCUAUGUUUUUUAUUCAUAAUUUACCUAAUUGGUUCUAUUAAGAUGUUAGAAGAGAUUGACAUCAGUGCUGAGAGCAAAACCGAAGAGGUGUACGCACAUGAGUUGCGGGUUGGAUGGGCGACAGCUGACCAGCCACUUCGCUUGGGGGAACGCGCCGGCAGUUUUGCGUACUGCAGCAAUGGGAAGAUUGCCACUAAGAAUUUUUUUACUGCAUGGGGACCGGACUUUUGGCCGAACGACGUCGUAGCUUGCCUGAUAGAUUAUGAACAACGAACCCUUUCAAUGAUGAAGAAUGGAGAAUGUAUCGGUGUUGCGUUCCAACUCGACAAAAAGCAAGAUGCACCUGUUUUGUUUCCGUGCAUAACAACGAAAAACGUCAGGUUCGAGGUCAAUUUUGGGCAGAUGGUAAGUCUGAUGCUUAGCAGUGGGUUAUAUUUUGGUUUUCACACUCCGCCACGGCCGGUCCCAAGCCCGGAUGAGAACUCCGCCAUGGCCGAAAGGAGG